This is a messenger RNA of Macadamia integrifolia, 1890 nucleotides long. RefSeq names its product sugar transporter ERD6-like 7. Gene Ontology annotation, molecular function: sugar transmembrane transporter activity. The coding region runs from base 111 to 1544 and encodes 477 amino acids. The transcript is spliced from 19 exons. The record is from RefSeq and is a predicted model, not a curated record. Lineage: Eukaryota; Viridiplantae; Streptophyta; Magnoliopsida; Proteales; Proteaceae. Gene Ontology annotation, cellular component: membrane. Gene Ontology annotation, biological process: transmembrane transport; carbohydrate transport.
AGCUAGCAGAUUAUAGUCAUGGGCAUUUCUCUCUCUCCCCCCCCCCCUCUCCUUAUUUCAUCUGGAAACAUUUAGCCUGAUGCAUAUUUGAUUAUGUAACUAAUAUAGAUAUGGCCAUUGAUCAGGACAUGGAAACUGGUGAGAACAGAUUGAAAGAAGAUAUAAGGGAGACUCUUAUACAGCAUGGAGUAAAUGGAACCUGCAAAAAAACCAAGGAAAGUUUGUGGGUGGUUUACUUCAGCACUUUUGUAGCUGUUUGCGGCUCUUUUGAAUUUGGAUCCUGUGUUGGUUUUUCAUCGCCAACUCAAUCUGCUAUCAGGGAAGAACUGGAACUAUCACUAGCAGAGUAUUCAUUGUUUGGAUCUAUCUUGACAUUUGGUGCAAUGAUUGGUGCAAUCACAAGUGGGGCAAUUGCUGAUUCCAUUGGUCGGAAAGGGGCAAUGAGAGUGUCAGCCAUUUUUUGCAUUGCAGGCUGGCUUGCCAUCUACUUUGCCAAGGGAGCCUUGCCACUUGAUAUUGGAAGAUUGUCCAUGGGAUAUGGAAUGGGAGUCUUUUCCUAUGUGGUACCAGUCUUCAUAGCUGAAAUAGCACCUAAAAAUCUUCGGGGAGGCUUGACAACAGUCAAUCAGCUUAUGAUCUGCUGUGGAGUGUCUCUUGCCUUCGUUAUAGGGACAGUUCUAACAUGGCGAACCUUGGCUCUAACUGGACUUGUCCCAUGUUUUAUUCUGCUUUUGGGCCUUUUCUUCAUUCCAGAGUCUCCAAGAUGGCUAGAAAAAAUGGGACGCCAUGAACAAUUUGAAGCUGCUCUGCAGCAACUUCGUGGCAAGGAUGCCGACAUUUCUCAGGAAGCAGAGGAAAUCAAAGAAUAUAUAGAAACUCUUGAAAAGCUCCCCAAAGCCAAAAUGCUGGACUUGUUCCAAAGAAGAUACUGGCGUUCGGUCAUGAUUGGAGUCGGACUAAUGGUCAUUCAACAAUUUGGAGGAAUCAAUGGAAUUUGCUUUUACGUGAGCCAAACAUUUGAAUCUGCAGGAUUUCCUGCCAAUGUUGGAACUAUAACUUAUGCUUGUCUUCAGGUUGUAGUAACUGCAUUGGGUGCAGUCUUAAUGGAUAAGGCUGGAAGAAGACCCCUUCUAUUGGUUUCUGGUUCAGGUUUGGUCUUUGGCUGUAUACUGGCUGGGACUUCCUUCUAUCUAAAGGCCAAUGAAUUGGCUUCCACAGUAUCUCCUCUACUUGCUGUGACAGGAAUACUGGUGUAUAUAGGAUCUUUCUCUAUUGGAAUGGGAGCAACCCCUUGGGUUAUAAUGUCAGAGAUAUUUCCGAUAAAUGUUAAAGGAGUGGCUGGAAGCUUAGCAACACUGGUGAACUGGUUUGGAGCAUGGGCAGUUUCUUUUACUUUUAACUUUCUUAUGAGUUGGAGCACUUAUGGUACCUUCAUCCUCUACACGGUGAUUAAUGUUCUAGGUAUCCUGUUUAUAGCCAUGUUCGUACCUGAAACAAAGGGGCGAACCUUGGAACAAAUUCAAGCUGCCAUUAACAAUUCUUAGGGACAGGAACAACCAAUGAAAGAAAAAAGAGUUGGGAGUUUGCUUGAGAAGCUGCUUCUGAAACUUUUGAAAUCACUAUUGAUUUAUAGUCUAUGCAUUCUAUUUAUCUGUAGAUAAAAGAGAAAUAAAAGGCAAUUGAAAACAUGGUAAUAUUACUGCAAGUAAGGAAAAAAAGAGAAGAGAAUUUUGUUUCUAUAUUUUCACCAUUUUGCAGGGCUAGCCUCUUCAACUAAAAUGUGUUUUUCUUAGAAAAUUUCCCACAUCUGAGAAUGUACUUUCAGUUUGUUUUUCGACAUUGUAGCUCGAAUUCAUGAUAUUAACAACACAUUAGAAGAUGUUCCCAUUC